This is a messenger RNA of Neocloeon triangulifer, 3913 nucleotides long. Its product is annotated as germ cell nuclear acidic protein-like. The transcript is spliced from 10 exons. The record is from RefSeq and is a predicted model, not a curated record. Gene Ontology annotation, cellular component: nucleus. Lineage: Eukaryota; Metazoa; Arthropoda; Insecta; Ephemeroptera; Baetidae. Bases 120 to 2936 code for a protein of 938 amino acids.
UUGAAAAUCGACAAGGACAAGGGGUGGUUCGCCGUUAAAACAACAAAAGUCUCUGGGGUUUAAUCAAGUUCAUUGAUCUUGAAGGAAAUUAUGUAAAAUUGUUGACGUAUCGAAGAAGCAUGGAGCCAGACUUAGAAGCCGCCGCUAAACUCUUUACACCGCCUGUUCGGAGGCGGAAAAAGAAGAAAAGGUCCGAAAAAGAAGAACCGGGAAUUUUAUCCUUGAAGCGGCAAACGCAGAGAAUCAGGGAACCAAAAAACCCAUUCAUGUCUUCAGACGAGUCAGAGGAGCCGGUUGUCAACAACAGAGACUUGAACGAGUGGUUUACCGAAGAUGAGGAUGGUCCGCCUGGUCCAGUCAUCAAUCGUCCUAAGUCAACCGCCACCAGCAAAACGUCAAACACCUACGUGACCUGCCUGACCGAGGUGCAACAGGUUGUCGUCCAGCAAACUGAGCGGUUUGAAAUUUCAGAAGACGACGACGACAUAGCUGUUCUGAGCCACCAAUUCCAGGAUGCGGAGAUCACGGACGACGAAGACGAGCCUGAGGUUACAGUGGUGGCCACCAAAGUCCUGUCGCCGGCCAACACUUCCAAGCUGCAGGAGGUCACGAGCAAUGAAAAGGUGCACACUUGGCUUCGAGAGAUCGUACCUGCCGGACACACGUCUCGAAAGCUUGAAAUGAUUCCAUCUGACGCACCGUCUGAACCAGGAUCUCAGGGCUCCACUGGCUACCCUAUCACCCUUGCUUCUCAAAAUAGGAGUUCAUUUUGUGCCACAUCUAGGCAAGAAUCGAGCCCGGAGUCGUUGUCGCAUUCUUUCUCCACUGUCCCCAAGCAGUCCUUUGGUCCAACUGUGCAAAGCCAGGCUUCCAGCACAUCCCGAAGCUCUUCCUUCUACUUCAAGACUGGUCCAUCCAAUCGAAAACCCCAGAGUCAGAAGAAGCUGUCAAAUCGCUCGACCCUGACAAUCUGGAGCGACGCCAAGUCGACUCUUGAAUCCAUCCAUCUGCACGUGGACACCUUGAAUGAAGAUGAGGACGAGGAGAACUCAUUCUCUGCCUUUCUACCUGUAGAGAGGAAUUACUCACUUCCUAAGCGAAAGUCGAGCACUUCGGCUGGAUCUGACUCGCUUCCUGAUACAGUACUUAAGGACUCAUUUGUCUUUGCUUCUUCGAACAACUUUCGGUUACACCCUGAACCGCUAGCCAACGUGACUAACUUUAAUCCUGUCCAUUCCUCCACACACCGAGACUCCGACUUUCAAUUUUCGAGCAAUGACACAUUGUACAAAGACACACUCAACCAAACCAGGCAAAAGGCAAGGAGUCUGGAAAAAGUAAAUGAAGAGCAACCUGAGAGGAAACACCGCCAGAGUCAGGUCAUCAUCCUGUCCUCGGAUGAAGAGUACAACGCUGAGUAUGAUGAGGAUGACGUCAUUUCUGAGUCGAGUGAUGAGGGAAUAAAUCUGACCCAGCGUGAAAAGGCUCCAAAAAUUAUGCCAGUGGUGAGAAUUCCGGACACCGACGAAGAGUCCUGCAGUCCGGAGCAACAACCCCGAAGUGAUCUUGUGGUGCCUGAGACUGAAGAUGAGAACGAGGCGGAAGAACCCUCUGAUCAGUCAACCCAUUUCGCAGAGGAGAGCCAGGAGGAGAGUUCACACGCUGUUCAGGAAGAGACCCCAAACGUCAAUUCGCGACAGAGAAGGCGAAAACCUCGUGAUGAUUUUGAUAAUGAGAAGCCGUCGCCUCAAAGAGCCGUGACUAAAGUUGUGUCUCCAACUGUGUUCAGGCGGAGAGAAUUAUCGGAAGAGUCGGAGGAUGAUGAGGAACUCUUAGGCAAAUUUUUCAAAAAGCUGAAAGAAAAGACAAUCCCAAAGACUCCUAUUAAAGAAGUUCUGCAGGAUGAUUCUUUCAUUGUACCUGAUGAUGUCGUCCACGUCGAGAGUGACUUAUCGGAGAAUGAGCAGGAAAUCAGCAUAUUUGACCCAUCAAUUUACCGUAAAUUGAUUAACGAAAGAAGAAAAGCCGACACAGGAAUAGAUGUGUCAAUAAAAGAGGCAAAUUGGAAUGUUGUGCGAAAGCAAUUCACCCAAACGCCUACAAAUGAAGGGAGAAAGAAAAACUUUGCUACACCAGGAAAAAUUUCUCAUAAGGAAAAGCAAGAGCCAGUUAAACGGACUCUCAGCUUUUUGGCAUCACUUUCAUGCGUUGAUAAGACGUCUUGCCACCCUGAUGCCUUGCCGUACCUAAAAAAUUUCAAGUCGACUAAAGAUGAUCUCGUAGACACUCUUUUUGCCCUUUUCAACAAAACCGUUUUUGACAAAAAGCUGGACCCCAACAUGUCCAUAACAUGGAACAACAGGUUGAGAAGCACAGCAGGCUACUGUUACAAUCAAAGAAAGAAGGUUGAUAACGGCACAACACGUAUUUCAAGAAUUGAACUCUCUGGAAAGAUACUGCAAAAUCCUGGCCAGUUGAGAGACACUUUGGUUCAUGAAAUGUGUCACGCCGCCACAUGGGUGAUUGACGAUACCCUCGGAGGGCAUGGUCCUGUGUGGAAAAAGUGGACAAGAAGGGCAAUGAGGGUGCACCCUGAACUGCCAGAAAUCAAACGGUGCCAUGGCUACACCGUGGAGACCACUUACACAUACAAAUGCACUGUUUGCUACUACAGCUUUGGAAGAUUUUCCAAGUCUCUGGACCUUGAGCGGAAGGUGUGUGGAAUGUGCAGGGGAAAGUUUGAGUUGAUAGUGAACAAUGCCAAAGGGAAAAGCGGAACCCCGCGACCACUAAACAAGUUUGCUUGUUUCGUGAAGGAAAACUAUAGUGUUGUGAAGCAGCAGAACAUGAAGCACAAAGAUGUGAUGCAGCAGCUUGGCAAAAUGUUCAAAGAGACCAAACUGCAGUCGAACAACGCCUCUGAAGACAAAGACUAAAACGCGCUUAGGUUCAAGAGCACAAGUGAUAGUUGAGAAAUUAUAGCCAGAAUAUUUUUCUGAUAAAUUUGGGAAAAUAAAUUUUAAAAAUUAAAAAUUACAGGAAAAAUGGCACGUUGAGUGCAAUUACUCCAAAUGAAUUCAAGGCGUCAUUUUUUCCUGGAGAAUAUUGUUCCAAGCUCAAUGCCAAGAGCAUGACAAAAUGUAAUAAUUUUAAAAUAUUUUGUGGAUUCAGAGUAUUUUUUUUAUUAUACAUGGAUAGGAUUUUAAAAUUUUUCUGUUAAUGAAACAAAAAUUUCAAAAGAUGAUUUGAUGUGGGGAAAAAAUUAUAAAAAUGAUCUGAUGCCUUACAUGCAAGCUCAAUGGGGGUUAUGGCAAGUAAGACUAAAAGAAAUCAAAUUCAAAGUAUGUAGUUGGAUUUGUGAAGUUUUUAUUUUUUUAUUUUUAAAUUUUCUCAGAAUGAGAAUUUAAAACUCAAAGAAACCACUCAAAACGGAAAAUUAAUUAUUAAAUUAUUAGUUUUGACUAAUCGCCCUGACGUGGAAUUACUUUCCGAGACGCGAGAUAUUUGAGACAAAGCCCGUGAAAAAAGUAAGAAAAUUCCUGUUGUGUGAUAAUAAAAAAUACUAAUUGAGGGCGAAAAUUUCCCAAAAUUAAUAUUUUUUAAAACCACCCAAAUCUGUCCGUAUACGUUUCACAAGAAGUACUAAUUUAAUUUUCUCAGGAUGCCUGAUUUGUUAAAAUAAGAAACAUGUAUGCGCAUGUAUGUAGAGGAAAAAUGUAAUAUUUUUUUAAUUGAUAUUCCUAAAUUCUAAGAAAGGGGCCAGAUCAGUAUUGCAAAGUAUGAUUAAUUUGAAUUAAUUUUUUUCAGAUAUCAUUAUUCAUGAUUAAAAAUUAAGCGCCUCAUCUGACACAAGAACUAUGUUCUUGAGAAUCGGUGUACUAAAUUUUAUAAAAUUUAUAAACAAUAAUUAUAA